GAGAGAGGGGUCUCUCACAACACAAACCCUCGCUGGUAGAAAGUUGGGGCGCCGUCGCAUCGGUUUGAAUAUUACAGGAAAACUGCAGCAAGAGGGUCAUGAAAGAGGAUAAAGAGAACGCCAGGCCGAGGGAGCAGAUUGAGGACGCCAGCUAUGACGAGACCGAAAAGUGUGGGAAGCCCAGCAAAGACAAGAAAGAGAUCCUGACCAAGAUUGUUAUCCGACGCCUUCCUCCCAGUUUGACGAAAGAGCAGCUGGAGGAGCAGCUGGAGCCCCUCCCCGAGGUGGAUUAUGUGGAGUUUUUUGCCAAUGACACAAGCCUGUAUCCACAUCUGUUUUCCAGGGCCUAUAUCAAUUUCAAAAACCAAGAAGACAUUGUUUUGUUUAGAGAUCGAUUUGAUGGCUAUGUAUUCAUUGAUAACAGAGGCCAGGAGUACCCAGCUGUUGUGGAGUUUGCACCUUUUCAGAAAAUUGCCAAAAAGAAGAGCAAAAAGAAGGAUGCCAAAGCUGGAACGAUUGAAGAAGACCCAGACUAUAAGAAGUUCUUGGACAUCUACAAUGGAGAUGAAGAAAAAUUAACUUCUACUCCAGAAACUCUCCUUGAAGAAAUAGAGGCCAAAACCAAAGAACUAGAAGCUGCAAAGAAAACUACUCCACUUCUGGACUUUCUGAAAAACAAACAGAGAGUAAGGGAGGAGAAGAGAGAGGAGAGGAGGAGGAGGGAGCUGGAAAGGAAGAGGCUUCGGGAUGAGGACCGCAGGAAAUGGAGGGAGGAGGACCGGAGGAAACGCAAAGAGACUGAAAAGCACAGAAAAGGAGGCGAGAAAUCUAAAGAAGAGCCAAAAAUUAAGCUCUUGAGGAAGCCAGAAAAAGGAGAUGAUCUUGACUCGGACAAAGUUAAAGAGAAACCAAAGAAACUGGAAAAGGAGAGGAUAAAGGAUGACAAGCCCUUUACAGGGGCUGAGCUGAAGAAACGUCAGGAGAGUGCACACCGGGAUGAAAAAGGAAGGAAGAUAGAAGAGGAAAGCCGAAAAGAUUAUAGAGACAGAGACUUUGAGCGAGACAGAGAAAGGGACCGGGACAGAGAGAGGGAGAAGGAAAGAGAGAGACGUCAGAGGGAGAAGGAACGGAUGAGGCGCCAGGACGAGGAGCGGCGCCGGAGGAGGGAUCGACACGACCCUGAAAACACGUACAGGAGACGAGACGAGGAAGUAAAGAAAGAGAAAGACCGCGUGUGGGAGAAGAAGAAAAGCGACAGUGCUGCGGACUCCACGUGCAACACAGACAAGCCUGAAAGAUCAGCCAGGGAGGAGAAGAAGGAUGGGCCUAGCAAGAGGGACCGUUUGAGAAACAAGGAUCGGCCAGCCAUACAGCUGUACCAGCCUGGAGCACGAAACCGCGGCCGCGUACCUGCCAGUGCAGAGUCUCCGGGUGAAGAGCAGACACCUGAAGGGGAGCCCAAGACCCCUCAAGAGAAAGGAGAAGAAUGACAGCAAAGAUGAGGAGGGAGGUUCCCUGACAUCAAGGCAGCCUGGCAACAGAGCAUGCGCUGCAGUAGUGCCUGGCAUCAUCUGCUCCUUACUUCUUUCCAGUGUUUGGUGGGGGAAACAGACAGUGCUGUUGAGUAAACCAGGGAAGCCUCCCUGUCAGUGCUGAACUGCCGGGGCAGUAUGAGAAGCCAAAGCAUGCAGGGACCAAGCGAACCUGAAGUGACCUUAAUGAGGCACAGAGAAUAUAGAUUCAACAGUGCGGUUCUUAUUUGAGUAGGCAAAACAGGCUUUGCAUCCUUUAUUGGUUUGCAAGAACAGAGCCCAUGUAGGAUACUGUAAGAAUAAAGCUUCCUACACCUGCUUAGUUUAUCACCUUUAGUUGCAUUUUUCUUAGUCUCCACUUACUUUGCAUUUAGUGUUUGAUCAGUACCUGAAACUUAUGUUCAGAAUAAGCCUGGCUAAUGCAACUUCUCUACCUGUGGCCUUACCCAUUUCCUCAUCUCUUAAAGAGUGUGGUUUUUCCCAUCACGAGACUUUUUAAAGCAAAACUGCUGUCUGGAAAAUAAAUAGGAUUGAAUUCAUUCAUACAUAUUUAAGCAAUUGCAUAUUUAAAUCCAUUCGUCAAUUCAAGCGUGUUCAUUUUUACACAUUGAAGCUUUGAAGAUCAAAAACAAUGCUGUAUACUAAACACAUUCUUUUUGCAUUGCUGAAUACACAAGUAUACAGUUGUUUAAUACAAAAGGAGUUUUCAUGCUGACCAAUGCACCAUCAGUUCUUAUUUAGUGCCCAGCAUGACCCAUCUCCUCAAACUCCAUCUACAGCGUGACACUGGAUUUAUCACUACUGUUAUUUACAGUUUAGAAGGUGUAAACCAUUCAUGUAAUCCUGGAAUGUGGUGUUUUGUUAUUUCCCACAUGUGUGCUUGAGCUCUGUGUACAACUGUAAGUCUUGUCUAAGCCAUUUUAAUAAAACUGUUCAGCAAACAA
This is a messenger RNA of Polyodon spathula (Mississippi paddlefish), 2476 nucleotides long. RefSeq names its product regulator of nonsense transcripts 3B-like. Gene Ontology annotation, cellular component: nucleolus; cytoplasm. Gene Ontology annotation, molecular function: mRNA binding. Gene Ontology annotation, biological process: nuclear-transcribed mRNA catabolic process, nonsense-mediated decay; positive regulation of translation. The record is from RefSeq and is a predicted model, not a curated record. Bases 99 to 1490 code for a protein of 463 amino acids. The transcript has 10 exons. Lineage: Eukaryota; Metazoa; Chordata; Actinopteri; Acipenseriformes; Polyodontidae.